Molecule: messenger RNA, 1503 nt
Organism: Anolis sagrei ordinatus
Lineage: Eukaryota; Metazoa; Chordata; Lepidosauria; Squamata; Anolidae
Gene: METAP1D
Product: methionyl aminopeptidase type 1D, mitochondrial
Biological process (GO): proteolysis
Cellular component (GO): mitochondrion
Molecular function (GO): metalloaminopeptidase activity
Source: RefSeq, a predicted model, not a curated record
GUGACUCCAGGCGCCUGUCCAAGAUGGCGGCGCCCAGGGCUGCUGUUGACAUGCUGCUGAAGGGUUGUGUGACUGGCCGUCAGCGACUCUUCUUUUCAUCAGUUGAUCAUAUCUACUUACACAGCCACUCAAGCGUCCAUCAAAGAAGAUAUCUCUUUUUCUAUAGACAAAGCAAUGCUGCUUAUAGCGUAGUCUGGCCAGCUAUAGUUUCUCCAGCUCAUCCAGUUCCUAAGCAUAUAAAGAAGCCAGACUAUGUGACGACAGGCAUUGUACCAGACUGGGGAGACUACAUAGAAAUUAAGAACGAGGAUCAGAUUCAAGGGCUUCGUCAGGCUUGUCAUCUGGCCCGUCACAUCCUGCUUCUGGCUGCAAAGAGUUUAAAGGUUGGCAUGACUACAGAAGAAAUAGACUGCCUGGUUCACCAUGAAAUAAUCAGCCACAAUGCCUAUCCAUCACCUCUGGGAUAUGGGAAAUUUCCAAAAUCUGUUUGUACCUCUGUAAACAAUGUGGUUUGUCAUGGGAUUCCUGACAGCCGCCCUCUCCAGGAUGGAGAUAUUAUCAACAUUGAUGUCACUGUGUAUUUCAACGGCUACCAUGGCGACACCUCCGAAACACUUUUAGUGGGCAAUGUGGAUGAGCCUGGUCAAAAGUUAGUGGAGGUUGCCAGGAAAUGUAGAGAUGAAGCAAUUGCAGCUUGCAGACCUGGGGCUCCUUUCUCUGUAAUUGGAAACACAAUCAGCCACAUCGCCCAUCAGAAUAAUUUUCGUGUCUGCCCCUAUUUUGUCGGUCAUGGGAUAGGAUCUUACUUUCAUGGGCAUCCUGAAGUUUGGCAUCAUGAAAACAGAAGUGAUUUGUUAAUGCAAGAAGGCAUGGCGUUCACAAUAGAACCCAUCAUCAUGGAAGGAACAUCUGAGUUCAAAAUCUUGAGGGACAAAUGGACGGCCGUCUCCUUGGACAAUAAAAGGUCAGCCCAGUUUGAGCAUACUCUUGUCAUUACACCCGGUGGUGCUGAAAUCUUGACCCACCUGCCCGAAGAGGAGGUUUGAGAUCCAUUUCCACCCAAAAGUGCACCUUCUGCUGAUCUCAAAACAAGGGGAGGAAAAUGACCUUGUGUGGGCGAAAUCUUAGUAACAGCUUUGAAGGACAUUUCUUAAUGGAUGGAGCCCACAUCUGAGGGGGAAGGCACCAUCUUUCUUCCUGGCAGUGACUCUACCUCAGGGGGGAAAAACUUGCAGGGGGGUCAUAUUCUUCAAUGAACUAAAUCACCUCAGAAUGGGUGGCACCCUUUUUGGCUCUUAAAGGACUGUGGGGUAUACAUAAACCCUCUUCCUCCAUUUUGUUAUACUUCACAAGGCAAAUUUUGUAUGUGCCUCCUAUUUCCCGCUCCCUCCCAUGAUGGGCAAGAAGAAAAUUCCCUAUAUUUGGAGGAGAGAGAGAGGUUAAAGUGAAAGCCGGGGUCUCAAAGCCCCUUUCCAGGCCAAAUAAAGCCAGGCCAACACCUUG